AUAUUCGUCUCACUUGUCUGUACACAUUGUGAGCGAGUGGUGGCGAUAGAGCUGCUACGAUGCUGCUAUUAAACUGCAGAAGAAGAACACAACUCUCUCUCAUUGGUUGAAAGAAGGAAGUUGCGUCAUCGCGCAGCGCAGCCUUUUGGUGGGAAUAUGAGUUCGCCUUCAUGCACAUUUAUCUUAAAAUUAAAAGCGUCAAUGUACAUAAUGUUGUGUUUACUGUAAAGCCAAAGCAAGCGGCUAUUAUUUUAUACACAUAUCAACGUCAAAGGCUCGUGCGUAACCGCCCUCUUGGUGUUUUAAAAUCGCCACGCGAAUCGGAACACGUUCACUCCCUAUUGUUUGCUAGCAUGCUUUCACGUUAGCUGACGGUGGACCAGCAGCAAAGUGAAACUACUUCAGUUGUUGAAGCUGCAUUUAAAGCCAUUUAAAGACGACUUAAUGUGGGUUAUGUUCGAUUAUUUGGUUACGAUAUCACUUCGUGGUAAAACAAGCGCCCGAUUGGUUUGUUUCCCUUAAGCUGGCUAAUUAAUCUGCAAUCUAUUAAGAUCCAACAACAUGCCAGAAAUCCAACUCAAACACGUCGUGUCUUGCAGCACCGAGGACGUCACCCACAAAGCAGACAACCUGCUGAGCUCCGACACCUACAGAAAGUGGAAAGCAGCGCGAGACGGGGAGAAGCAGACCUCGGUCAUUCUGCAGUUCGAGAAGCAGGAGCAGGUGCACAGCAUUGAUAUUGGGAAUGAAGGCUCGGCUUUCAUCGAGGUGCUGGUGGGGAAUUCUUUGACUGUCAGAGACCAGGACUAUGAGGUUCUCCUGGUCACGUCUUCCUUCAUGUCCCCCACGGAGAGCCGCAACGGCACCAACAUGAACCGGGUGCGUUUCUUUGGGCCCCACCAGCUGCAGAAGAGCUCGGCACAGGAAAAGUGGGACAGAGUGAAAAUUGUGUGUAGCCAGCCAUACAGCAAGAAUAUAGCGUACGGACUGGCCUUUGUUAAGUUUCAUUCGCCGCCUGACAAAAAUGAUCCGCCUCCAAUAUCCUCCCCGAAACUGACAAAGUUGGGCCAGUUCAGAGUGAAGGACGAGUCUCCUUCAACGAGUCCCAGCCUUCAGCCCGGAAGUCUCUUUUUUAGUCGGGACAAUGCAACAAAGUCCAGUACCCCAGUCAAAGUGUCUCCCCAGAGUGAGCGCUUGAGUUACGCUGCUGCCGCCCUGCAGGUUGGUGGCGGCUCCCAUUCGUCAGGCCAAGCGUCCUCCUCCAGCUCUGCCUCACCACAGACGCCAGCAAAGAGAAAAUUUGAGUUCAGCAAAGAGCGUCAGUCUGACUCCGGCCCGCCGCCCGCGAAGAAAACCGGCCCGGGUGCCUCACCAGAGGUCAAGGCCGCGACGCCCAAACACAAGCCGAGCCCGGCCGGCACGCCGAGCCCGGCCGGCACGCCGAGCCCCGGCGCCGCCAAAGCUUCCCCGGCACAGAAGUCUGCAGACAAGAAGCGGGAGAGCCAUUCCAAACACGAGCCUAAACCCAAACAAGAGAAAGCCAGCGGGACGCAGGUCCCGUUCAAACGGAUGAUGGAAGGCGUCGUGUUUGUCCUCAGCGGCUUCCAGAACCCCUUCAGAGGGGAGCUCAGGGAAAAGGCUCUGGACAUGGGGGCUAAGUAUCGACCCGACUGGACACCCGACGCCACACACCUCAUCUGUGCCUUCGCCAACACCCCCAAGUACAGCCAGGUGAAAUCAGCAGGGGGCACCAUCGUACGGAAGGAGUGGGUCAUGGACUGCCACCAGAGGAAACAGAAGCUCCCCUCCAAACGGUAUCUGAUGGAUGGAGGCGAGUCGAGCUCGGAGAGCGAAAUGGAAGUGGACGACCAGAGCGAGGAGGAAACGAACACAAAGAGUCCGCAGAAGCCGCAGAGGCAGGUGACCCCCAAAAAGACACCGGAGAAGAGGAAGGAUGAUGACGAGUAUGCCGGCUCCACUGAUGUGGAAGAACCAGGAGGCAGUGAUGAGGGGUCUGCCGUGGACACGGAGGACGAGUUGCAGAGGGUGGAGAACGAGAGCAGACAGAAGAAAGCAGCAGCGGACGGGAGGCAGGUGAUGCAGGAGGAUCCGUACGGGGGCUCCACAGAUGAAAACACCGACGCCGAGGCUGAGGAGGACCACCCCAUCCCCGUGCUGCCAGGCGCUGAUGGAGAACGGCAAUCUGAACUUCGUCAAACCGGCCUGGAUCUACGCAAUCAACCAGCGGCAGAAGACGCUGCCCUACCAGCCCUACACGGUCGUGCCCUGAGCAACGACCUACAGCCAGGUGUGCACAGACACACUCGCACUUCGCAUCCUGAACAAUGGGGAACGCCACGGACAUUUUUUUUUCUUCCUUUUUCAGAUCACUUUCAGAAAAGCAAUAAAGUUCCCGCUCACUGUAAACUUAUGAAAUGUUCUUGGUCCUCGGGGGUUUUGUGACACGUGUUCUCACCUUUCGGCCACGAUGGGGAAAACGUAUUUUUUUUAAUUACAAAUUGUGUCUUUUGAGGUUAAUACUCGGAUAAGGUUCAGAUUUGUCAUUAUCCUUUUUUGUUGUUGAAGUUUUUCAUUUCUAGCUCGGCGUGAACAAAGCACGCUCUCUCUGGCUCAGGACUCGGCUCCUGGGCUCGGGUACCUCGGGCUCCGCCGUCUGGAAAUGAGUUAUCGCCCAGUGCUGGUUGCCAGCGGCACCGAUAAGACUCUUGACUCGUGUAUGCGAGCAGCUCGACGUCGGGUGAACAGCGACAUUUUAUUUAAGACACCCAGGACAACACAAUUCUAGAAAAUGAAUACUGGGAAGCCGUUUGUUUUUUUCUCCUUUUCUAAUUGUAUUAAAUGCCACACGGCGGGAUAGUGGUGAUGAUUUUCUGUGUGUUUAAAGUUUGAUACGUCUUGAGUUUGUGGUUUGGGUUUUUUAUUCAUGUACAAAUUCAUUCAUGUGUAAAUCAAAGAAAUGAACCGGCUCGACAGAUGUGAGGACGUGAAACAGACGUCAGAGUUUUGCGUCACUCGCUUCUUAAGACUCGAGAUGUCGGGCUUACAUUCUGCUCGCUCGGCAGCGUCUUUACGUUUUCUUUUGUUUUUAUGUUCUUUUCCUAAUUAAUUAUUUUGUCUAAAUAAAAAAUAACGAUUUUUUUAAUUAA
Pseudoliparis swirei is the source of this 3167-nucleotide messenger RNA. RefSeq names its product X-ray repair complementing defective repair in Chinese hamster cells 1 (gene xrcc1). The record is from RefSeq and is a predicted model, not a curated record. Lineage: Eukaryota; Metazoa; Chordata; Actinopteri; Perciformes; Liparidae. Gene Ontology annotation, biological process: base-excision repair; single strand break repair; double-strand break repair via nonhomologous end joining. Gene Ontology annotation, molecular function: damaged DNA binding. Gene Ontology annotation, cellular component: nucleus. The coding region runs from base 562 to 2463 and encodes 633 amino acids. The transcript is spliced from 15 exons.